AUGGCACCAUGGCUGCAACUGGCAGCCCUACCCUCAUCGCUCCUCGUCCUCAUCGGCAGCUCGAUUCCGUCGGUGACAUGUCAAGAGCUGAAGUUGCAGUGGCCAUACAAUCUCCCACCCGAUUCGAAAUACUACCCCGAAGAUGAAUUGAGGGUCAAAAGGGAUCUAGAUGCACAACAGAAACUUCAAAAGAAUAUCCCAACCGGGGUGAGAAAGAUGAGCGGAGACCCGGGAGAGAUGUUCUAUCUACAAUACUGGGGCUUUGAGCAGCAGCAGGAGGUCGAAUUCAGCGGCGACUCAUCAGAGUGGGCCAAUGCAACCACGUUCACAUCCUUCGAUCUCCCGGUCCGAGUCCACGACAAGGACCAGAGUCCGCGCCUCUUCCGGCGACUGCUGCCAGGAUGGCAUCUCUUCGCGGAGAGGGAUUUUCAAUGUCCGACGGGCACAUCUGCCUGCACCUCGAUCGACCGACCCAACAGCUGCUGCGCCACGGGCUACACCUGCCAACUGGUUCAGGAUACUGGACUGGGUGAUGUGGGAUGCUGCCCGAGUGGCCAGGUGUGCGGGAAUGCACUCUCGACGACAUGCGCCAGCGGUUAUACCUCGUGCCCGAACGAUCCGGGCGGUGGGUGCUGUCUUCCAGGAUACGCGUGCUACCAGGUCGGAUGUGUCCAGACAUCGACCGCGACGAUUCUGACCAACCCAACGCCGUCCACGACCACAGUAACGAGAUACACGACAAUCACGCCUUCACCCUCUACGCCCACGCCCACAACCCCUACCUCGACGACCACGACCACACCGACCUCGACCAGAACUUCCAGCGUCUCCCCACUGCCUCCAGUAAUCUCGACAGUCACCCUCACGGUCACGGUCACAUCUGCCACUACCCUGCCACUGACCUGCUCGUCGGGCUUCCGCUCAUGCCCGGCCACGCUGGGCGGUGGAUGCUGUCCGACCGAUCGUCAAUGCGGCUCCGCAAAUUGCCCUCCCCUCUCUACCUCAUCGUCAGCGACGCCAGAACCGCCCGUGCGGCCGACCUCUCUGACCACGACGGUAGAAACCACCACCACCACGACCACCCACUCCACGUCGCCAUCUUACCCGGUGACCGGGUGUCCGACGGGCUUCUACGCCUGCUCCGCAUAUUACGUGGGCGGAUGUUGCCAGAUCGGCCGCGACUGCGCCUCGACGUCGUGCCCGGCGCUGCCCUCGACGACGCUCGUGUCGGGGAGCACCUUGACGAUCGUCGCGCCGACGGGGUCGGGCAUGACCGCGCCCGGCACGCUGCCCACGGGCAACUGCGCACAGGGCUGGGCGACGUGCGCCCCCAGCGUCGGCGGCGGGUGCUGUCCGAGCGGUUACCUCUGCGGCGCCACCAGCUGCGGCGUCCCUGCGGACGUGACUGGGCCAGGUGUCGGAAAGGAGGCGCCCAACGCAGCAUCCAGCGAGAAGACGCGUUUCUGGCGCCGUGGCGGUAUCGGCCUCGGUGCUUGGACCUUGAUUCUCGCCGCAUGGUUCCUGUUGUGA
This is a messenger RNA of Fonsecaea nubica, 1530 nucleotides long. RefSeq lists its product as hypothetical. NCBI's taxonomy places the organism in Eukaryota, Fungi, Ascomycota, Eurotiomycetes, Chaetothyriales, Herpotrichiellaceae. The coding region runs from base 1 to 1530 and encodes 509 amino acids. The transcript has a single exon. The record is from RefSeq and is a predicted model, not a curated record.